GUAUUCAUUGCAAUCCUUCUCUCAAACUUUUCUGCAACUACUUGACUUAGAAAGGAAAUUAAAAGGAAAACAAUGGAUGUUGAGAUCACUUCCUUGGCGUUGGUAAAUAAUACAUUGAUGAAGGUUGCUAUGUUUGUGGUAGUUCAAGCUUUGGUUUAUCUGAUCCUUUCAAGUUCAUCCAGCCUCUUCUCCAGGAACAAAUUGAGGUCACUCAACAGCUUUCGGCCCAUUCGUUCUGCUAGCAUUAACCGGAUUCUGGCUGUCAUCUCCGACUUGCCAACCGGCAGUACUGCUAAUGAUCAGCCAUCACCACGUACAUGAUCCCAGCAGGAAAAAUCUUCUAUUUAUAGAUGAUUCAUGUCCUAUAUAUCAUUAAUUCUUUUAGAAGCAUAUAUAUAUAUAUAUAUAUAUGUUGUACAAUAUAUUGAUGACAAUAUUCAGUUCAUUCUUUAAUGUUACACAUAAACUGCUGUAAUAGUCCACAUGUAACUCUGUAAUAUAUGGUCUUCUUUUGUUGUGUAA
Messenger RNA from Pyrus x bretschneideri (Chinese white pear), 522 nucleotides. RefSeq lists its product as uncharacterized. The coding region runs from base 73 to 321 and encodes 82 amino acids. The transcript has a single exon. The record is from RefSeq and is a predicted model, not a curated record. Lineage: Eukaryota; Viridiplantae; Streptophyta; Magnoliopsida; Rosales; Rosaceae.